Drosophila elegans is the source of this 940-nucleotide messenger RNA. RefSeq lists its product as uncharacterized. The transcript has 2 exons. Lineage: Eukaryota; Metazoa; Arthropoda; Insecta; Diptera; Drosophilidae. The record is from RefSeq and is a predicted model, not a curated record. The coding region runs from base 161 to 862 and encodes 233 amino acids.
UUCAGCACUGUUCUUCAAUUGAGCCGGAGAUAUUUAUUUAUUUUUGUUUUUGUUUAUUAACUAAACUCUGGCAGUUGCAUUUUAAGUGAAGAUAUGAAACUGAAGUCCCAAGUAGUCGAGAAUUCAAACUGUUAAAGUGAACCCAAACUGAACCACAAAAAUGUCAUCCUUGCGCCUAACUAAACAGCAACACGACCAUUUAAGUCUGCUGCAAAGACCUGCUGGCGAUGUGGUUGAGCUGUGCAAGUCCGCCUUCGAUUACCUAAUAAAUGGACCCAAUCCCAGCCGCUACGAGACGUUGGCCAAGAAGUACUCGGAUUCGGGAAGCGCAGAGGCAGUGCAGCAGGCUGUGGAGGCGCUUAUAUCCCUGUUGAUAAGCGUAACCACCCGGGUGGGAGGUGACUGCGUCAAUAUGCAGGCGAUCCUACGCCAGACAUUUCCCGAUCUCGGCGACGAUGUGCUGGAGGUCCUCGAACAAUUUGUCACCAGCAAGCGAAACUUUGUGGAGGGCUCGAUAAAGUCAGCCAACAUACGUGCCUAUCGGCUGGUCAACCUGGACUGGCGACUGGAGGUGCGCACCGCAUCACGGAGUCUGCUGGAGCAGUGUCAUGUGGUGGUGACCAUGAAGCUAUACCUACACACCGAACCGAAGAACGAAAACCGCGAAUUGCUGGCCGUGGACACAUCUGGACGCAGUGAACAGGAGCUGAAGGCCAUGCAGGAGGACGAGCGGCUGCAUCGGAAAGAUCUGCUGGUGCAGACCGAUGUCAGCAGUCUGGUGCACAUGAUCAAAACGCUGGAGGACGCGCUGGCCGAGUCCAAGACGCGGCGCAUUCGCAACAUAGUCGAUGCCAUACACUGAUAUGACUCCAGAACUCACAAUCUUGUUAACGCUAAUUUAAUCUGGACCAAUUUAUUACUACUAAAGCUAACUAGAAAA